AUGAUCAUCAGUGAUUGUGAUGAGUCGUUCAAUUAUUGGGAACCAUUGAAUUUACUUCUACGUGGGUUCGGCAAAGAGACUUGGGAAUACUCUCCAGAGUUUGCCAUCCGGUCCUAUAGUUACCUUAUACCUUACUGUUUCAUUGCAAAACCUUUCCAACUGUUUGUAUCGUCUGUGAAUUUGUUCUAUAUUAUACGAACCAUUGCCCUUUGUGGGUUCACUGCUUAUGGCGAGUACUCACUUUAUAAAUCGUUGAAAAAGUCGUACCCCCGAACAUCGCUAGCCCCUGACAUCUACUACCUAUUCACAACUUUUGCAACAGGGAUGUCCCAUGCUGGUGUUGCCCUUUUACCCUCUAGUUUUGCCAUGAACUGUGUUACUAUGGCUAUUUCUGCUGCGAUAACCAAUGAGUCUGCAGUUUCAGCUUUACUGUGGUUUGUGGCAAGCGGUGUGUUGGGAUGGCCCUUUGCCCUUAUCCUUGCUGUUCCCUAUGGGUUGCAAAUAGUUGUAAAAUCACGUCUUGCCCAAUCAACGCAAAUUGCAUUCAAAGUAGCAGCUUUCACCAUUGGCCUUCUGUCUCUAGUAAUUGCAAUUGACUAUUACUUCUAUAAGUUCAUUGCCUACGUUCCAGUGAACAUUGUGGCCUACAAUGUCUUUGGCAGUGCCGGAGAAGGUCCCGAUAUCUUUGGAACUGAGCCAUGGACUUAUUAUCCGCUUAAUUUAAUUCUUAACUUCAACGUUGUCUUCUUCUUGGGGUAUUUGGGUGCAAUGGCAAACUUUGAUACACCAGCACUCAACCUUCCCCUUGUGCUAUGGAGUGCAAUCUUCUUCAAGCAGCCCCAUAAAGAGGAAAGGUUUAUGUACCCAAUAUAUCCAUUUAUCUGUGCCAAUGCCCUGAUUGUGGUUGAUAAAAUAUUGGCUCAUCUUACAGCUACUCGAUUACGAAACUUUGUCGCUUCAGCACUUGUUACAGUCUUCAUGGUGGUGUCUGUGUUGCGUACCCUCAAUUUGGUCGAUAAGUACCUGGCACCAUUGAAAGUAUUCAACUACUUUGAACAAACAUCCACAGAUAAACAGGAUGCUAGUAUUGUUAAUGUUUGUGUUGGCCGUGAAUGGUACCAUUUCCCUACAUCGAUGUUCUUGCCUGAUAAUUACCGUUUGCGAUUCGCAAAGUCUGGUUUUGAUGGACUCUUACCUCGGGACUUCAAUGAAACAUUGGGGUCCGUCUCGGCUGCAACUUCGUAUUUGCCAUCAGAUAUGAACAACAAAAACCAAUUCUCUUCUUCAACAGUUGUUGAUAUCAGCGAAUGCGAUUAUUUCGUUGACAACGAUGGACCUCUGAGUCCCCAUGAUUACUUUUUAUUCAACGACCCUCAAUGGGAGCCAGUUGCAUGCGAGAAAUUGAUUAACCCUGACCAAGAACGUCUCACACUAUCCAAGUUUAUCUACAUCCAUCCAUCGUUGCGAUUGGAUGGUGAUGUGGACUAUUUCAACUUCUGUGUGUUGAAGAGACGCACACCACAAGAAAUAGUGUAG
Lizanozyma spartinae is the source of this 1536-nucleotide messenger RNA. It is a transcript of the gene ALG9, whose product is annotated as dolichyl-P-Man:Man(6)GlcNAc(2)-PP-dolichol alpha-1,2-mannosyltransferase. Gene Ontology annotation, molecular function: alpha-1,2-mannosyltransferase activity. Gene Ontology annotation, cellular component: endoplasmic reticulum membrane. Lineage: Eukaryota; Fungi; Ascomycota; Pichiomycetes; Serinales; Debaryomycetaceae. The record is from RefSeq and is a predicted model, not a curated record. Gene Ontology annotation, biological process: protein N-linked glycosylation. The coding region runs from base 1 to 1536 and encodes 511 amino acids. The transcript has a single exon.